Arctia plantaginis is the source of this 462-nucleotide messenger RNA. Lineage: Eukaryota; Metazoa; Arthropoda; Insecta; Lepidoptera; Erebidae. The record is from the annotation of a GenBank genome assembly.
AUGACUACAAAAUGUUGGAAAAUAGACAAUUUGUGCGGUUUCACUCUUUCACAAAGCGUUUCGUUUGCCGGUAUUGUUACAUUGGUUAUCUCAUUCGUGGCGAUGGUCUGUGCUUUCAUCACCGUAAAAGAUAUUUCUCUCGAUAAUGAAUAUAACAACAGGCCGGUGCACGCGAUCAACAUGAUCUUCUCUCUCUACUGCUUCAGCAUAUCAAUGUACCAGAUUAUUAUAUCUGUCAUGUUAUUAUCGAAAAGAAGCCCGUUCCUGUGCUCUGUAUGGUUCGUGUCGCACUUGUCCAUCUUGACAUUGUACUGUUUUAUGUUUACCGCCAAAGUUAUUGUGAGUUACCAUGCUAAGCAGUACUUAAUAGUAACAUUGACUGUUCUGUCGGCUGUCAUUUAUGAAGGUGUAUUCAUUUUCUUUAUGUUCAUCGUCCAUAGGUAUGUAGCUACGAUGCAAUAA